Molecule: messenger RNA, 1158 nt
Organism: Camponotus floridanus (Florida carpenter ant)
Lineage: Eukaryota; Metazoa; Arthropoda; Insecta; Hymenoptera; Formicidae
Product: insulin-like growth factor-binding protein complex acid labile subunit
Exons: 2
Coding region: 40-1053 (337 amino acids)
Molecular function (GO): protein binding
Source: RefSeq, a predicted model, not a curated record
GCACACGAGGUCAGUGCAUAUCCAGCCUUCGAGCGCACCAUGCGCUUCCUUCAUCUCAUUUAUCUCUUCCUAUCGGUCAACGUCGCGAUCGUUUUCACGGAGGACGCUGACUGUCGGGUUUACAAUCACCUGUAUGUCUGUUUGGAAAACGGCGACAUUCUUCACGACGUCGCGUUCGAGGACGUCAACGCCGUUCAGACGAUCGAGGACAUCGAGCUGCAUCUGGAGAGCCUCGGGAUCGCUGAUGUCGCUAAGAAUGCCUUCAUCGAGGUCAGCAACUCUUCCGCUCUCUACGUCCGCGACAAUCGAUUGUCGAGUAUCGGCCGACAUUAUUUUGGCGCUCUCGAUGAACUCACCUAUUUAGACCUGAGAAACAACACGAUCAUCAACGUGGAGGAGGGCGCUUUCGCGAGGCUGAGCAGCCUGGAGACUCUGCUGCUGGAUCACAACAAUAUCUCAACCCUUCGACCAGGCGCGUGGAAGGGACUCUCGGAGUUGCACGAGCUCUACAUCACCAACAACCGGCUCGCAUUGCGGAGAAACAUGUUCAAGGGGCUCAGGCAGCUGGAAACGCUGGUGUUGGACUCGAACGAGAUAUCGGAAGUACCGAUCGGCACGUUCAACGGGCUAUCGCACAUAGAUCUCCUCUAUCUGUCGCGCAACAAGAUCUCGUCCCUGCAUCCCGACGUGUUUCGCGGUCUUAACGAGAUAAACGAACUCGACUUGGGCAGAAAUCGAUUGAGGGCGAUUCCCACCGGUAUCUUUCGACACAUGAAGUCGCUGAGCUCACUCUGGCUGAACGGCAAUCAAUUGACCGUGAUAAAAUCCGAUAGCUUUCAAGGCCUGGACAAUUUACUUUUUCUGUUUCUAAACAACAACGAUCUUCGUUACGUGGACAUGGCGGCGUUCGCGAGAAUGAAGAAUACGUCUGUAGAUCCCGGUUUCAAGAUACGCGGUUCUUUAAUCGACGAUCUCGGAAUAAUCGAUGGUCAAUAUCAGUGCAGUAGCUUGGCGUAUGAAAUACCGUACGAUUGUACGGAGAUCGAUUCAUAGGCUCGAGAAGCCGACCAGAGCUCGAGUGUUUAAAGGUUACGGUCAGGAUAAUCCGCCUCAUCCUUGCUACUGGAAAACGUCCAUGGAUUACGGCUGGUACGCACC